AUGGAAAAGCAGUUCCAAAUUUUCACUAAAAAGAGUAUUGAAAGUGGCUCAUCCAACGUGUGUGGAAGCAGCCUGUAAGUCUUUUCUAGAUAAAACGAAUUACAUAUAUGGGAUACACUAAUAUUUCCUGUCCCUAAGCAAAGCAGUUUGUUUUCUCCCUGCCUGCCCCUCCGAUCUUGCCCCCUUUCCCUGCUCCCUGCUUGCUAAGAAAAAAGCCACCUCCCACAAUGCUGCUUCAUGUUUGCGGAAGGGAGUCGCUUGCGGCCGGAUUCCACUGGGUGGAGACACUGGAGCUCGCGUCGAGAAGCGGCCGCUGCUGUUGAAGGAAAAGCUGAGCGAGGCAAAGGAGCGCAGCAUGAGUGGGAAAGAGCCGCUGCUGGGAACCCUGAAAGUAUGUAUUCGCAGUCUUCAAGAAGGCAGUAGCCCUUGUACAGACACUUCCCCUCACAUACACCCCUUUUGUGAGAUCCUGGAAAUGAUCCUUCGGAAAGGAAUAAAGCAACCAGUUCUAGGUUUCAAGAGGAGGGACUAUUGGCAUUGGAUAGAACAGCUUCCUCACCAGGUGACCCAUCGCAGUAUGACCCGUCUGUCAAUCAUGAUUGAGAAAACAAAUUCUUGUGAGAAGGUGCUCAGGGUGCAAGGCAGAGGGCGGUACUUCCUGCGUCAGGCUUUGAAUGGGAAGCUCCUAGCCGUGACUAUUCAGCAGCUGGUCAGAUCUCCCCGGCUGCUUGAGUGGUAUGAUCCAGUGACCUCCAUCCUGGGCAAUGAAGAUUUUUUGGAGCCUUUCCUGUCUAUGAUGCUUGUGGUGACAGAAAUGAGUUUCUCACUUGAUGAGCAGAAUUCCAGCUUCUUGGAUGAAAGCUGGCAGCUUCCGGUGUGCUUAACCUAUGAAACUGUCCCCUGCAGGGAGCUAGGAAUGGUGCUCAGAUACUUGGAUGGACGGAUUUUCAUCAUAGACCUGCUUCCACAGAGCCAGGCAGAAGUGGAUGAGGUUGUGCUGGUUGGGGAUGUCAUUGAUGAGAUAAAUGGAUUUUCACUGAGGAAUGCAUGCAAUGGACAGGCAGGAACUGUGCUACAGAAACUAAAGGGCAAGCCACUGAGCUUCCAAAUAAUUAGGUGGAAAUGGCACGAUGGAGGGCUAUACAAGCCGCUGCUGCCGUACCUGAAAGUUAUCCAGGAGCAAAUCCCCAACUUUCAGCUCCAGCAUAAACAUGGACACAAAGAAGAAAAUGUAGGUCGUAUCCUGCAGGGGGGCAGGUUGCUGUACAAUCUGCGGUACUUGGGCCAAGUCAACGUUGGAAAGCAUGGAGGCAAAGAAGUAUUAGACCAUGGCAUCCCAAUGGUUUUAGACAAACAUUUACCACCACAGGAGGUUUUAUUUGAUGUGAAAGAAACAGAAGUGCUUGUACAACAGAAGAUUUCUUCAAAGCAGGUUCUGUUCCACUACUCUUAUACAGACAUCUCCUGCGUGGGACGGCGUCUGGACAGCAACAAUCUCUUUGCAUUCUGUAUUGUCGCUUCACCAGAGACUCCAGAACACAGCAGCUUUGACUGUCUUGUGUUUCAAUCAAAUUCUGAAGAAGAAAGUGAGGAAAUUGUUAGAAGAAUUGCUGUUGGAUUUAAACACACUGAAUGGUUUGUCUGAUGGAAAUGCAAUGGGCUGGUUCCUGGGCUUCUGGCAGUGACCUACUUUUGGAACCCCAUGAGUUUGAAAAGGCCCCGUUUUAGUCGGUGACACCCUGGCAAAUGUACUCUUGGGAUUAUGAAGCUACAUAAAGAUGAUUAGAACUCUGCACUGAAAGUACUCUUUCAAAUGUAUCCUUUUAUUGAUUUGAGUUUGUACUGCGUUUUCAUGUUUACAUUAUUUUCAAAAUUAAUUUGGAAUAAAAUCAAGAUAAACUCAUCC
Messenger RNA from Eublepharis macularius, 1906 nucleotides. RefSeq lists its product as uncharacterized. Lineage: Eukaryota; Metazoa; Chordata; Lepidosauria; Squamata; Eublepharidae. Gene Ontology annotation, molecular function: protein binding. The coding region runs from base 356 to 1645 and encodes 429 amino acids. The record is from RefSeq and is a predicted model, not a curated record. The transcript is spliced from 16 exons.